CAUAAAACAAACAAAAAGUUAAAAUAGAAAAAAAUCAACAAAAUCUUAAACAAAAAUAAACUUUUUAAAACACAACAACAACAACAUCUAAUCAUUGCACCUGAAUGUUUUUUAUUUAACAAAAUGUCGGCCGAUAUAGAAAUUACCAGCGUUUUGGGAACAAAUGGCCAACCUUUACCUAUACACGGUACCGGUUUGGGUUCCACUUGGUCAGCGCCGGUUAAACAAGAACGAGCCGAUGAUGCCGAAAUACAAGAAUUGGCCGCCAAAAUGAAAGAGGCCCAAAAGGAUGCCUUAGCCAAACAACAACAACAGGCCGCACAAAUGGCCCUAAGACAGGCGAAUGGUAUGCAACCGCCAGUCACGGCCAAUGGUCAAACAAAUAUACUAAAUUAUCUUAAUCGUACACAAAAACCUACCAAUGGUAAUGUCACCUCUAAUGGUCGUUCCUCAAGUACGGACGAUAAUAAAAAGCCACCCUGUGAUGAAGAAUCACAAAAGGGACAUUUUGGUUGGACGACAUUUGGUAAAACCUAUAUACCCUAUAUAUACCGGCAACAGGAGAAAUAUUGUUCGGUGCGCAUGAUAGAAAUGAAACUAUUGGGUAAAUAUCUUAAUUGCCUGCAUCCCGAUAUCUAUUCCAGCUGCACUUGUGUACGUUCCUACUAUAUAACCGAGGCUGAGGCAAGACUUUUCAUAGAAAUCAAUCACAAACAUUGUGAUGGUGAAUUUGGUCGUGAUUUAUUUACGCAAAAGGAUUUAGUGGUCAGACUAUCGGAUGCCACUAAAUUCUAUCAAUUCCUAGACAUAUGCUAUCGUAAACUAAUAUCGGGCAGUAAAUCACCUUCGGAAAAAUGUGGUUUUAUACGCAUUAACAAAGAAUCCGUAGUGCCCUAUACGGUGCGCAAUGGUGAGCAAGUGGUGCCUUUGUUUUAUUUUGAAGGUGAAACGGAAAAUCUUAAACAAAAGGCUGACUUGUUAUCGGGAUGGGAUUUGGCCUAUUUGAAAUUUUGCUGUAAAGUUCAGGGCAUAAGGAAUGAAUUGUUCUCCAGUGAAAAUGUGGCAGUCAUAAGUCUGACAGAUAUUAAAUCGUAUUUUCCCAAUGGCACCGAGUUUGAGGAUUAUUGGCCCAGUAAAGUGGUGGACUCUAAUUUACUAAUAGGCAAUCGUUCAAAUGCCAAUAAUUCGGUUAACUGGACAAGACAACCCUCACAACCACCGCCAAAAGUAUUAACACAAACCACCAUGCAACAAAAACAAACACAACAUUCCUCAGCAGCUGCAGCGGCGGCAGCAGCAGCUGCUCAACAGCAACAAAUAUUAAAACGUGGUGGUCCUACAGCGGCAGCUGUAGCAGCAGCUACAGCCUUUAAUGCCCAAUCUCUAUUGCAACAGCCUAAUGCAGCAGCUGCAGCGGCCGCCCAUCGUAUGCAUUCAAAUGCCGCUUUGGCUGCUCAAGCAGCCACAGUACAGGCCAUUGCCAAUGGUUCCUGGAUGUCUCAACAGCAAAAUAGUUUACCUUUAAUACAUGCUCAAAUGCUGGCCUCACAGCAGGCUCAUCAAAAUCAAGCAGCCGCCAAUUCCCGCAAUCAAUAUCGUAAUCCCAUGGAGAAUCUCAUUUUAAAUAAUCGCCAACCCUAUGGAGCCUAUAAUAAUGCCACCAUAUCAAUGCAACCGGUUAAUAGUCAUGGACAGGGUAAUGCUCCACCUCCACUAGUACGUUCGGCUGGACAACAAAAUGCCAAUCAUAUGUCUAGUAUCGAGCAAACGUUGCUGCAACAACAACAACAAACACAACAACAUCAACAGAGACCCAACUCCUCCAAUUCCUCACAGACAUUAAACCACCACCAACAACAGCAACAACAAAGACAUAUAAAUACCUCCUUAAAUCCCAUACAUUCUCCCAAUAGUUUGAAUAAUCUCAAACAAUCACCUUCACCCUCAACUCCAUCACCGUCUCCUUUAUCGGUAGCCUCUAAUGCUAAUGCUUUAUUGGCAAAUAAUUUCAAUUUAGCCGCUUCUUCGGCACCAGCCACAGCACAAGAUUUUAAUAAUUUAGCUUUAUGGAAUCAACUAACACCCAGUCAACGUUUGGCUUUAACACAGCAAUUCAAAAAUUCUGGCAAUUUAUUAGGUGCAGGAGCAGGCAUUAAGAAUCCUUUUCCUCCUUUACCCUCACUGCCUUUAGAUACUGAUUUGAUUACCAUGUUGGAUUAUAAUCCUAAUAAGGCUAAACAGCAGGCUGGUUCAGCAAAUGCCAGUAAUAAUGGUCAAUUCACUAAGCCUCAUGUACCGCCUUUAAUACCUGUAAAUAGUUUAGAGCCGCAGCGUAAGGGUAGUCGCAGUGGUUCAACUGCUGCGGCAGGUACAGUUCCCUUAAACUCCUCGGCUGCCUUGGAAGAUUUUGAAAAGAAAUUUAAAAUGAAUGAUGAAAUGCGAGCGGUAGUACAAAAAGUUUUAUCCAAUCCAGAUUUAUCCACUUUUAUACAGACCAAUGCCUCCAAUACCUUUGUGCCUUUUAUAUCACCGCCCAUAUCACCAGCCAAUGGUGUCUUGAGUGGUGGUGCCGCUGGAGGCGGCACCUCAGUAUCUAUAGUACCUAAUCCUCAUGUCACCAUAACACCACAGUUGCCUGCCCAUUUUAGCCAUAGUAGUGCGGCGCAUUCACCUUCCUCAGCCUCCUCUACAUCUUCCAAUUCGGGAGGUAAUAAUAGACAGAAAAGUGUUAUUUGUUCCACUAAUAACUUGGGUGGUGCAGGUGCCACUUCAUUACUGCCCUCACCCUCCACUUCAAACUCUUCUUCAUCCUCGUCUUCCUCCUCCCACUCACCCUCUACACGUACAAAACUGACAGCCUACCAACACCACCAUCAACAGAACACGUACGCCCCACCUACACAAACACAACUUUCCUCCAACUCUUCUUCUACUACACCCACACCAAUGGAAGUAAUCGAUUUAUCUUCCCCCCGAAGGUCUCUGCAAGCAGCCACCGCCUAUUUGCAACAACAGCAACAACAACAGCAGCAACAAGCCGCAGCUGCUGCUGCAGCCCAACAACAAAGUCAACAGCGUUUGGCAGCCGCUGCUGUGGCACAACAUCACUCACAGCAGAAUGGACGCAGCUCCUCUAACUCAUCCGCCUCCUCUCAAGUCAACUCAGCCAGUAUGCAUUUGCAGCGUCAUGCUUUGGCAGCAGCUGCGGCGGCCGACAGUGCCCAACGUUUGAAUGUUAUACCCGAAAUACCCGCCAACAAUUUGAAUAUGCAGCCGUAUAAAGUGCAAAAGGUUUAUGUGGAGAAUAAGCUGGUGCCGUGUAUCAAUAUGAAGGCCUACAAUGACAGUGAGCAGUUGAUGACAUUAACGGAUUUUCAAACAUAUUUCUAUCGUCAGGUGCCCUUGGAUCAAUGCAAACGUUUAAUAGAGGCUCUAGGCGUAGAGCUCUACAAGGGCAAUAGACACCAAUUGAAAGUUUUAAUGGAACAUGAUCCACAGCACAAUGAGAAUAUACCACUGGUGCAGGUGCGUGACAUUUUAAAGUAUAUGACACAAUUGACAUUCAUGAUAAGAAAUCAAGAGCAACCACCCAAUAAAAGAUCACGUAUAAGCUAG
Molecule: messenger RNA, 3615 nt
Organism: Lucilia cuprina (Australian sheep blowfly)
Lineage: Eukaryota; Metazoa; Arthropoda; Insecta; Diptera; Calliphoridae
Product: serine-rich adhesin for platelets
Exons: 5
Coding region: 124-3615 (1163 amino acids)
Source: RefSeq, a predicted model, not a curated record